AUGGAUUAUUUAUUAAAUAAUAUUGAAGUAGAGAUAGAUUUAGACUAAAGUGAGGAUUCGAUAUAUUCAAUGUGUUUUAAGGUUUAUAAUAAGAAUUUGCAAACAUUUUGGAUGGUUGAACAUAAACCUGAAGAAGUAUCGAAAUUUGCAUUGGAUGUCUUCAGUACUUAAAUGCCAGAAGAGAGCAGUGAAAUAUUCCCAUGGCUUUUGGACUUGUGCACAAAAGUAAAUAGAUACAAGAACAAUGAUCCACACAUACUUGACUUCUUUAAAUCAAAACCAAUGGAGAUGAAAAGGAAGCAAUCAAAAAAAAGAAGUCUUUCGACUUUUAGUCAAUUGCUUAAAAUGUCCUGCAUUGAAGAAACCAGAACUCACAGCAGAAACACUGUAACAUCGAAAUAAAAAUAAUAUACUUAAAUAAUUCUGGAAAAUUAAUACAGGUUUUGUGAUUUAAAAACCACCAGAGAUUACAUAGAUUUAUUAGCCUUGUUGCAUUAUAGAGAUAUUAAAAAAGUAGGAUCUGGAGCCUAAUCCCAGGCAUUCAAAGCUCUGAAUUAACAAGAACAUUUGGUGGCUGUGAAAAUAUCUCAAAACACAUAAGAGAAUCUAUAUGCAGCCUUGAUGCAAAGACAGAUCAAUUAGGAUGUGGCUGAAAACUUCGUAGGAAAUUACUUGUUUCAGUAUCAGAUCUUGGAAGUGGAGGACAUCCUAAUCAUUGAAGAGGAGUUGGCACAGAACACUUUGGAGGAUUUGAUCGAGAGGAAACAACACAUGAAUGAGAAUUUCACGGAUUAUGAGAUUUUACAAAUCAUCAAAGAUAUUGUUGAUUAGUUAUACAAUCUGCAUAUUGGAAGAUGUAAGCUAUUUACUUUAAUAGUUAUUAGAAUCAGCUCACAAUGAUAUUAAACCUGAAAACAUUCUGAUUCAAGAUGGUAAAUUCAUAUUGCAUGAUUUUGGAGCUAUCAGAUAAGUUCCAAAAGAUCAGGACUAAGUUGAAAUUAAUUAAAUAUUUGGCACAAUAUUAUAUAUGUCUCCAUUAAAAUUUGAACACUAUCUCUCAACCAACCAAAAGUAAUAACUUGAUAUUCACAUUACCCAUACCAUUGAUGCAAUCUCCAACAAUUUUAAACACAACCCAUUUAAAUCAGAUAUCUACUCUCUAGGAUUAGUCCUCUUGUAAUUAUUACUUCACAACGACAAAAUUAAUCUAAAAAAGCAGAUUGAAUGUCUCUUUUAUGAGUAAAGACAAUAAAAUCUACCUACUUUAAUUGAAAAAUACGAAAUCUAUCUUUAUUCUGAAAAGUUCUUCUUAUUCGAUCACAAAUUGAAAAGAAUCAAGCCUUUAUUAAAGUUGCUACUUGAUGAAAACGAAGACACAAGGAUCUCCACCAUUGAAUUAGCAACUCUUUUUAAUUCACAGAUUUGCGCAUCCAUUCAAACCUCAUUUACGUAAUAAUUUGUGCCAGCAAUCUGGAAAUCAGAAUAAGGCACUUGCUAAUUGGCCUAUAGUUUGAAAUCCCAGAUUUAUUAGGGUUCUUACAAUAAGGAAAAGUAAAAGAGAGACGGAUUUGGUAUUAUGUAUAAGGCACCUAAAAAUGAUUUAAUAUUUAAAAUCCAAAGACACAAGAAGGAUAAGAAAUCUAUAUGCGAUGAUGAAUAGGAUUUUGAUAUCAGUUAAGUCACCUAACUGUAAGAAUCUAAAUAGAAUCUCAGUGCGAAAUAAAGUUUAGUCUAAAGUCAACUUUAAAUCCUUUAUUCUGGACAUUGGCUCAAUAAUCUACCUCACGGAAAAGGAGAGUUGCAUCUCUACAAUACAGUGAGCGACCUAAAUUACAAAGAAAUUAAUAUUGAUUAUGGCAAAUUGAUUAAUAAAAUAGAUGAUCACCACGAAGAACAUCAAUUGACAAUAAAUUCCCAAUUUUAUUUUGGCUUAUUAGAUUCAAAGACGACUAUCAAUGGAUUAGAGGCUUAGUUUUUUCUUAAUAUAAGUGAAAGAUUGGCUGAGGAAGAUUUCAUGGUGGGGAGGUUUUAUUACAAAUUCGUAUUUGAUGCAGCUACACAGAAAUAUUUUGGAUAUCAGUAACCGUAUGAUUUUACUGUCAUCGAUUUGGUGGAUUUGAAUGACACUGAAAUUAUAUGUCUAAUCAUUAGUAGAUUUAUUAAGAAUCUUAGAAGCAAAAUCAUUCAUUUCGAAGUUCGGAGAUACGUUAUUGAAAAACAGAUCUUCCUCAAGGAUAAGAAUAACAAUUAUAUAUACAUAAGAUUUGAUGGGUAGAAUUAAAAGGAUUCGCAAUAGAGGCAAUAAAAAGAUAUACAGAAUCGAAAGCUCAUCUAAUCUCAGAUAGUUCAAACAAAAUCUACAACUGCUUGUUGUGUCAAACAAAAGAAGAAGGUCAAUCAAAACUAACAGAAGGAUAUUGAAAUAUAGUCUGAUCUAUUGGAAUCCCAAAUUGUUCUAGAAUGUCUCAACUAAUAAAAAUAAAAUGUGAAUGAAUUAAUUCUAUAGACUACCUCCUUAUCUUCUCAAACAUUGGAAUGGCUAUUUGCAGAUGACAUGAUUUCUUAGGUAUAUAUCUCAUCCUCAUUAAUAGAUUGAAGUGCUAAGUUUCAAUAAUUCAUUAAUCAAGGACAGCUAACUUAAAUUGAUUUUGAUGAGUCAAUCUGUCACUUAAGUGAGGGAUUUAGAUUUGUCCAACACUUAAUUAUCCAUUUAAACAGUAACUGCUUUAAUAAAUUCAGACAAUUUAAACAAGCUCCACAAAUUGAGGAUGGCUGGAUGUCAGCAGUGUCAAUAAUUUGAAGAUUUCAUCAUUUGUGACAAAGCUUAGAAAUUAACUCUAUUAGAUAUAUCUAAUAAUAAGUGGGUUGAUGCCAAUCUCCUUAAAUUAUUCACGCCUGUCUAUAUGUCCAAUCUGAAUCAAUUGAAUCUAGAUAAGACUUCGAUAACUGAGAAGGAUAUAAGGAAGUUUUUAGAUACGCCUCUGGGUAAGAAAGUGAUACUAGUGCAAACAACUUCUAAGCAAUGGGAGUCUCAAAUAAUUGAUUUUAAGAUUUGCAUACGUACAGCCAAUAGCCUAUUUGAGAAUAUUAGAAGCUUAGAAAAAUAUGGUUACAUGUCUUAAUAUGAUAUGGAAGAGAAUACCUAUAUCAGAGAUGAAACUCUUAAAAGGAUAGCUCAUUCACAAGGUUUGCAGAAUAUUGAACAUUUGAAUUUAAAGAAUCAGGAUAUCACUCAAUAUGGAAUGAAACAUUUUCUAUAAUCCUAAUUUAUUACUAAUAUCAUAUCAAUAAAUUUAUCAAACACAAAAAUAAAUGGUGAAGUUUUAAAGUUAAUUUAUUCCUCAAAAAUUUAACAUUUGAAAAUCUUAAAGUUGAAAAAUUGCAAUCAAAUAAUGUUUGAUGAUGUGUAACUCUUUUUGAAAAAUUACAAGGCAGCAUAUCUUUAAAAAUUUUACAUAAGCAGUAGAUAAAUAUCAACGAAGAAACUUGUAACUGAGUUGAAGAAUUUAUAAUCACUGACUUAGACACAAAUCAUAUUUAACAAGUAUACAGUAUUAUUAGUAUAGAUAAGAAAAGCUAAUUGAUAUUUCUAGUUUGCUUACAACCAUUCUGACUUGGGUAGCCAUUUUGAUAAGCAAAUAAAGACUCCAAAAAUUCACCUUAGACUUACGGGAUUGCAAGGGAAUAAACAAUGGAUUCGAUCUAUUCUUAGAAGAGAUUCAAUCUCUAAAGGGAGAACAUUCUUGCGCACUCAUAUUCAAAAUCUCUAAGUAAGAUUGUAAAUUUAUACAAGUUCCUCCUUGUCAACAGAAAUUAUAAAACAGUUGGAAUAGAAUUAUAAAUCAGUUUAGUUUGUUUAAUGAUAGUUAUUUUAUUUAUUUAAUGAAAGAACGUUUUAAAAGGAAGGACAAUUUCAAUAGUAAGAUGAUUCUUAUUCAAUUGUUUUCUCUAUUAUGCACCUAUUACAGUGGACUGAUAGUGGUGUGUCUAUUUUUGGAUUUUGCUGUUGGAUUAUAAGUAAAGUAUUAAAUGAAUCAAUAAUGAUUAGUUUCAUUUAGGAUAAAUUUGGGACUUUGGGAUCUACACUUAUGAUACUUACUUGAGUGUUAAUCUAUUGAGCAACACAUUCAACAUCUUGGUAGUUGUAAGCGGAUUGGUAUUGCGAUUAUAAUUGUAGAUCUUUAUCGUAGUUAAAGGAAGUAAGGUUCUGGAUUUUGUUUUCUCUUUGUAUCUAUGGCAUUUCAUUAUUUGUUGUGUGUUGAGUUCAUCGGAAUUCAAUAACAUGUGGCUGAUUAUAAAUACUAUUAUAAGUAUUCUGACCAUAUUUUUGGGCGAAUAUCUUUGUGUUAGAUUUGAUUAAUAGGAUACACUCAUUAUUGAUAGAUUAUUUAAGAACAAGAAGAAACCUGUUGCAGAACACAAAAGAAAUGAUGAUAUUAUAAAAAUCAAUAUUUAAUGA
Messenger RNA from Paramecium octaurelia, 4459 nucleotides. NCBI's taxonomy places the organism in Eukaryota, Ciliophora, Oligohymenophorea, Peniculida, Parameciidae. The record is from the annotation of a GenBank genome assembly.